Clupea harengus (Atlantic herring) is the source of this 1828-nucleotide messenger RNA. It is a transcript of the gene mbd4, whose product is annotated as methyl-CpG binding domain protein 4. Gene Ontology annotation, biological process: DNA repair. The transcript is spliced from 5 exons. Lineage: Eukaryota; Metazoa; Chordata; Actinopteri; Clupeiformes; Clupeidae. The record is from RefSeq and is a predicted model, not a curated record. Gene Ontology annotation, cellular component: nucleus. Gene Ontology annotation, molecular function: DNA binding; pyrimidine-specific mismatch base pair DNA N-glycosylase activity. The coding region runs from base 329 to 1315 and encodes 328 amino acids.
AGCAUGCGCGCCAGCAGCCACAUCCCUAGCCCAUGCGCAUAGGAAGUGGAUUGUUGACUGUCAACUUACAUUUGUACUUAAUUCUCCAGUGAUGUUACCAACGUAAAAAUCGCGAAUGCCUGACAUGCCCUAACAUUUACGUCUGGAGUGAGAUGCAUGAGAAAUGAAGAAGAAACACAUUCUGAGAUCAUAGUGUAGAUAGAUCUGUCUUCGGCUCUGUCUUCGUCUGCUUUUGCUUUAGUAUUUGCUUUACAAUAGCUGAAAGGAAAUGCAUUCAUGUAGCCAAACUUGACGGUCUUUUCAGUCACAAAGGAUUGUAAAUGCAAGGAUGACCGCUUACGAAAUCCUGAAAUCAAAAGCGAAGGAGCAAGUUAUGCUUGAAGCUGAAGUCAAAACCCCUGAUGCCAUUCUACCACUGGGCUGGACCCGAGAAGUGAGACAGCGCAAAUCAGGGAAAACUGCCGGGAAAACGGAUGUCUAUAUCAUUAGUCCACAGGGGAAGUGCUUUAGGUCCAGGGCAUCUCUGCAAGAGUACCUGCACUCGCAGGAGGACAGUGGAUAUCUUUCAGUGAGUGAUUUUAGUUUUGCGGUAUCUGCGACUGAGCGAAACCCAGCACCAUCAGGGAGAGGAAGGGGGACCCGUACCAGAAAACGGCAAAGUUGUGAACAAGUCAAUGGAGCCUCACAAUAUUUUCCUUCUGAGCUGAACAGUUCAGCACCACAGACACAAGAGGUGAAUGCAAUGGAGAGUCACAGAGCAGAGGAGAACUGCACAGAAGUGGCAGAGAAGAGGCUCAAAGAGAAAGGUGGGGAUCCAUAUGAUGAUGACAACUUGGAAAAGACUGAUGGUAUCGAGACCUCAGUACCAAGCUUGAGUAUUCAGUCUCCGUCUGAGAGUGAAGGAGAGGAGGUAGGUGCAGAUGAACAGGAGGAGAAGGGCUCAAGAGAAGAACAAAAUGUUGAAUCCCAUGAGGAAAAAGAACAGAGUAUCAGCAAGGGACAAACUAAUGAGCAGACUGAAGGAGUGGAGAUGCUACAAGUCCUCUCACAGAGCGCUGGAGAAUCAGAAUGCCACUCACCUAUCAGGAGCAGCAAAGCCAGUCUGACUGGGGAGAAACGCAAGACAAGUCCUUACUUCAGUGCAAAGUCUAUUAGGAAUUGCCCGAGCCCCCCCAGGCGGAAAGGGUUCAGAAAGUGGACCCCUCCUCGUUCACCAUUCAACCUCGUACAAGAAACCCUCUUCCAUGACCCAUGGAAACUCUUGGUGGCAACAAUUUUCCUCAAUAAGACCAGUGGUAAACUUAAAUACAUAUAAUAACAGGUAAGAUGGCAUUGCCGGUGCUGUGGCAGUUUUUUGACCGUUUCCCAACUGCAGAGGUAACAAGGAGGAGUGACUGGAAAGUUCUGGCCGAUCUGCUGCAGCCACUGGGCCUUAACACACUUCGAGCCAAAGCCUUAAUCCGGUUCUCUGGUGAGAGUAUGCAUUUAGAACCAAAUUUAAAAUCCAAUGUACUGAGAUCGGUUAUGUACUCAAAACAUGAGAGCGAUCAGUUGUCUUUUCAAUGCUUCACAGAUCUCAAUGGAACACAGCAUAAUUCCAAAUUAGCUCUCUGUUGAGCACCAAAUUAUAACUCCAAACGUUAAAGCCAAAGGUCUGUGUUGAUCUGCUGUACGUGUGAAAUAUGUGUUCCCUUCGGGAUAGCCUGUGUGUUCUUAGAUGCCUUGAUUUUGACUUUCCACAUUCUGAUUUUUGUGGUCAUGCCAUCAAAUGACCUGAAUCGGAAUAGAGGCAGCUUCCCCACCUAGUGUUCAUGUUCUAACUGGUCUC